Messenger RNA from Morchella sextelata, 2658 nucleotides. RefSeq lists its product as uncharacterized. Gene Ontology annotation, biological process: negative regulation of toll-like receptor 9 signaling pathway; apoptotic process. NCBI's taxonomy places the organism in Eukaryota, Fungi, Ascomycota, Pezizomycetes, Pezizales, Morchellaceae. The record is from RefSeq and is a predicted model, not a curated record. The transcript is spliced from 15 exons. Bases 1 to 2658 code for a protein of 885 amino acids.
AUGUCUUUGGGCGUGGACAGAAGAGAAGAGAAGGGGCUCCCUAGAGAGUACGUGUGUGUUAUGCGUGUUCACCUAUUGGCUAUGCCAGGAACCCAUCCAGGCUGGCUGAUUUCUCUCAAAUUUCCACAAAAACACCCUUCGCAGCGCGUCGUGGUGGCGACUUCACCACUCCUUAGCAGUAAUCGCCACCAGCAUGGCGUCAAUCUUCCGUCACUCAUCACUCGUGCGUGCAGAUCGACUGGCUGGAGCCUGGGGGUGAGAAGAAGCGUAGGAGAGUGGAUGCGCGACGUCACUUUUCACAAGAACAGGUGUCGCGAAUCCCUACUUUUCACAACUCCAAGAAAGCUUCUCCCGGUAGCGAGGAUACCCGGGCACUCAUCCGUGUUCUACGACCUGAUCGGUCCUGAGGAGGAGGAGGAGAAGAGUGAACCGAGGCGCUGGCUCGGUAUAAUCGAUCGUAUGGGGCCGGAAAUUAACAUCGACGGCGACGGGCACGGGGAGAACAGCGACAUGGUCGAUACAGGUCGAGAUUGGAAUCACAGAAGCCCUAGUCUUAGAAGCGAAUUUGUCAUUCCCACCACUAGCACAAGAUCAUUGACAAUCCCAGCAGAAGAAACCUCAGUAGCGAACGGCCUCGAAGGAAGGCACUGGCAGCGGCACUCCACCGACGACACCACGAGGUCUGCGACGGCGAGAUCCAUCAGCGCCAACCACCGCUACCACCGCUCUAACCUCAAUCAUAAUCCCCCGGCUGGUAGGGCUAGCUAUAGUGGUGGGAAGCGAGGAAAACUGAAAACUCUAAAGGAAAACGCCGUAAACGCGCUGCGGCACAAUGGCAAUAGCGCCGGCAAGGGCAAGGGCCAGGAUAACUCUAGAUCUCAAUCUCACUCUCCCGCCGCGGGCGGAGUCGGGUCGAGUGAUGAAGAUGAGAACGGGGAUUGCCGAGUAGAGGAAAAGAAGGAGCAAGAGGAGGAGGAAGAGGACAAGGCCAGCUCGAAAUCAAAUAACGCGACUUCCCCGCGGAAACUAUCCACCCUGAACGACCCGUAUAUUCCGCAAGCAGCGGAGGUCGAGUUCGUCGAGGCCCACGAAGAGCGCAAUGAAGCUCUAAGGGACGGGUGUAUGGAAGACGUAGAGGACGCCGAAAAGAAGAUUGACGAGCUUGUCAAGCAGCGCAGGAAUAUGCAGGUGAACUGGGCAAUUGACCGGCAUGUGACCAAUGUCACAGUGGCUCCUACCAAACAAAGAAUUAUCGAGAAACCGCGCAAAAGCGACUUUAUUAUCAAAGAUGAGUCCGGGAACCCAAUUAUAGAAUUUGAAAAUGGCGAUGAGAGAAUAGACUACGUCAAAUGGCUCGGACAAUACCUUCUGUACGCGACCCAAGAUUAUACGGCCCAAUCUAUCGAUUACCGUAAACCCAGGUCCUUGAGCUUAGAAAAGGCGCGUUCUAGCAUCGAGCGACUCUUUGUCUCGACCGCGCCCUGGCAAGAAUGGCUCCUCCACGUCUUCCGCGUUUAUCGGUGGGAAAACCCAUACGAGACGUUUCGCUGGCUCUGUCUCUACGUGGUUCUAUGGCACUACUCAUACCUGAUAACAUUCCUGUGGUUCUGCGUUAUCUACUACACACUGAGGCGAUACAUUUAUCCAGAGACGGAAAUUGAGGACCUCAGAAUAGCGCUUGAGAGGGUGAGAAACACAGACAGAAAGGCGUAUGAUCUUGGGGAUGUUAUCGUACACAAGGGACCACAGGAAUGGCUCCUCCCGCUGGCAGACACAAUUGGGCCAUGGGCGCAGAUUCAGCUGGGCGACCUGGCCGAUCUGCUCGAGAUACUGGAGAACUUCUACGAAUGGCGCAAUCCGGCACUUACCUCGCUCUCGCUAUCCAUUUUUACCAGUGUCUUCCUAUUCGGCCUCAUUGCGUCGCCCGAGUUCUGCCUCAAGGCUACAUACUUCGGCCUCGGGGUUGCGUUCUUUGCGUGGUUCCCGAUAUCGAGCAGGUACCCAAAGUACCGCCUCGUCGUGUCGCCCGUCCGCUGGCUCUUCUGGAACAUCCCCACGCAAGCGGAAUGGGCGUUCCAAGAGCUGAGCGCAGAAGCGGAGAAGAAUCGAGAAAAGAUCACAGCGAAGGACGUGGAGAAAGUAUUAGUGGGUAACCAAGAAGUAGAGCCGCCCGGUGGUGUAGAUAGCAGCAUCAAUAGCGGCACCGCCAUGCUUCCAGUCGCUUCCGUCGGAGGUGAACACCACGCCGGCGGGACCAGGAGCCUCACCUCUGCGCAAGCGGAGGAGCAGCGCGAUACCGCCAUCCUCGCGGUCGCCGAACAGAAGCUGGCGCGCCCACUCGACGCCUACGUGCGCGAGUAUGCAACAUUUAACUGCCGCUGCGGGCUGAACCUAGGUAAGCUCGUAAUCCACCCCUCCGGCCUCCGGUUCGAAAGCCUGCGCAAGCGCAGGACAAUCUGGGACCGCGCAUGGAUGGAGCUCGUAGAGAUCAAGAAGGUGAAGAGCUCCGAGCCCGUGGGGAGGCUGCUGGCGCUGGAGGGCCUGGAGAUGGUGUUUGCAGAUAGUUCGAGGGUGAGGCUGGGGGAUAUGGUGGAUCGCGGGGAGGCGUUUAAGUGGAUAUUGGGCUACUCGAGGUUGAAGUGGCGGUCGAAUAAUUGA